This is a messenger RNA of Cavia porcellus (domestic guinea pig), 418 nucleotides long. Its product is annotated as golgin subfamily A member 6C-like. The coding region runs from base 68 to 361 and encodes 97 amino acids. The record is from RefSeq and is a predicted model, not a curated record. Lineage: Eukaryota; Metazoa; Chordata; Mammalia; Rodentia; Caviidae. The transcript is spliced from 4 exons.
CCUGGUUACCCCUCUUGUGGGCAGGUUGUGGAGUUCAGUGGAGGGUGUUGGAGGAAGUUUCCCUGUGAUGGAAGGGAUUGUCAUGAAGUGGUCCCACCCUUUUUCCCCUCCCUGUGUUGGAAUACCUGAGGAAAUCAGAAAGCAGAAAUUGGCUGCAGCCAAGAAAAAGCUAAGACAGUUUCAAAAACAGAAGAAGUCUGACCACUCUCCAGUGGACAAAAGAGUGCAUGAGUUCAAGAAUGUGCGGGACAGGGAGGCUGAGAAGCUUCCUGUAAAGUUGAGCGAACUGAAGAACUGCAGGGAGAGAAGAGAACACCAAUAUAGUGACCACCUUGAGCUCAGAGCAGCUGAGAAACCAUGAGUGGACUCUGAAGCUGGGCCAGCUGCAGGAGGACAUCUUGGAACUCAAGGCGGUGGU